AUGCAGGUACAGCUACAAGAUGCUGAUGCAGAAUCGUCGACCCGAAGGACGUCUGGUCAGAUAUAUAACCCGCAAAGCGAGAACGAUUCGAGAAGCUCGGGGCGGUUGAAUACAUGCUCAACCAGUAACCCCUCACACUCUCCCAAUGUGGCUACACACGACCAAGAUGAUCCUGAUGAGCCUCUACCUUCGAUUGAGACGGAGCCUGAACUCGGACCAACUCUCACCACUGACCGCGACUCGGCACUGCGGGCCAGGUCUCCCUCCUUUUUCAUUAGUCCGCCUCCUUCCAAAAACCCAUUCUUCACUCCUUCAUGUACACCAGUCUCUAAAGCUGCUCCUGUCGCUGAGUCGCAGGUUUCGAGCCUUGACGAGCGCAUGGCAGCGCUAGGGCUAUCCAGGGAUUCCACUCCACAUCAGUCCUUGUCCAGAAGGACAGCUUCUCCUACUCGCAACAGCACGCACGAUCAGCCUUCUUCCCCUGAUAUUAUUCCGAAUGGCGGCUAUGUCGCUCCAAUCUCCCCAACCCCUAUUCUCAGGGAACCAGAUGGCUUGCAGUCUAGCCUACCAAACAAAGCAACCCAUCUUUCUCCACGGUCCCCGAGUCCAGACAUUGUCAUGGGCGACGGAGCGAGCAGUCCUGGAUCUGCGUCCCGACGCCGCUCGGGCUCUCGCGUCGACUUAACACCCCACAACGUUACUGAGGAAGAGCCUCCCGACGCAACGUUCCACGACCCCGACUUCCAGCUCCAGCUUGCGAUCUCCAAGGGUCUAGUUGAAGAUCUCGUUUCUAUCCUGGAAAGAUCCUCAUUACAUAAUGAGCCCGAAUCACGAAUCCGGGGGCUUUACUUGCAGGCUGUUAAAUUGAGUCGAUAUCAGCAUCCUUCUACUCGUACCGUUGGCCUAGUGGGUGACACCGGGGUCGGAAAAAGCAGUCUGCUGAACUCGUUGUUAGAUCGCAUCGGGUUUGCACGCACCGGUAACAGUGGAGUGGCAUGCACAUGUGUUGUUACAGAGUUUCACUAUCAUGAGAAUGCCAAGUUUGCCCUCGAAGUGGAAUACUUCACCCGGGAAGAGAUUCGAGAGCGGUUCACCGAGCUUUUGCGAUCCUACCGAAGCCAUCACUUACAUGAGCAUGAUGACACUAGGACGACGGCAGAUCACCGUGGGGCCUUGCAAGAAAAUGCAAAGGCCGCUAAAGAUACAUUUUGUGCCGCAUUUGGGAACUACCUCGCUCAGAAUGAACGAUUCCUGCUUGAUUAUCCGGAAGAGAAUGUGCUCCAGACACUGCAAACAUGGGCUGUGAGCACGGGUUUUCCAGUGGGAGAAACCAACACGGCGCCCAGAAUUGAAUUCGCUCGUGCAGAGGACUGCUCUAAUCACUUAAUGGAAUUGACCUCUGAGCCAGUAGAUGCUACCGAGCCCUCUAAAUGGCCAUUCAUUCGAAAGAUAAGGGUUUACCUCAACGCCUAUAUUCUGAGCAAAGGUCUCGUACUGGUUGAUCUUCCAGGCCUUCGGGAUCUCAACUCGGCUCGAUUGAACAUCACAGAGAGAUACUUGCUCGAAUGCGACGAGAUAUUUGCUGUCUGCAAUAUAGGCCGCGCCACGACGAACCCUAGCGUCAAGGAAGUGUUUGAGCUAGCAAAGAGGGCUUCGUUGUCGAAUAUUGGAAUCGUUUGCACAUACUCUGAUGAGAUCCUCGCCGACGAAGAAGAGCAAGUUCCGGAUGAAGGAAUUAGGAAUGAAAUCCGGAGGUUGAGAGGGAAUGUUGACGACCUUGACAAAAUCGUUAGAGCGACCGAAAUCGAACUCCUCGACGACACUUCUGACGGCGAUGUUGACGAUGACAUGAAGGACCAAAUGACGAGAAAUGUGAUGUCAUUACACACUACCCUCGCAAGGACAAGAUUGAUGAGGUAUCUCGUCACCGCCCGCAACCAGAAAGUCACGGGAGAGCUCCAGAAGCUUUAUCAGAACCAAGUCCCUACAGCGAACCUCCCUGUCUUCUGCAUCGGCAACAAAAUCUACCGGGAAAACCGAGAUAAACCAAAAACCGAGGCUCUGCCCUACCUGCAGUUGUCGGGAAUUCUGCAAGUCCGGAGACAUUGCCUUUCCCUAGUCGCAGAAGGCCAGCUCCGUGCUGCAACAGAGUACGUCACCAACGCCAUUCCAGCAUUGCUCGGAUCGAUUGAGCUCUGGAUUCAAGCUGGUGCGGGAAGUGUGGGCGCCGAGAGAAAGCAGGCAAUUCGAGGAGCUUUGGAUCGGAUUGAAGAGGAGUUUGAAGCCGUAAGUGCUUUGGCACAUGCGUAUGCUGAUAGCCUACAAGGACAAGCGUUGAACUCGAACAGCUGGAGAGAAGCGGCGAUAGAUGCUACAGCUGAGUGGUCAGGGUGGAAUCAGGCUACUUACAUUGCCUUCUGUCGAAAGUACGGAAACCAUGAGACAGAGGCGACAAUAAUACGCCGCUGUUGGAACGAAGAAGCUAUGCAAGCCAUGGUUACUGAUAUGAAAGCUCCGUGGCAAAAAUUUCGCCAGGACAUACUCAGACUUCAAGACGGUGUGUCUGAGGCAAUUGAAAACAUUUUCGGUCGUGCUGUCGCUCAAUCUGCUCCGCCUGGGCUUCCAAAAAAUUCUCUGCGGACUUUGACUGUCACCCUGAGACACAGGAAAGCCCUGCUUAUGACGCAGGUAGAAAAUUUGUGUGGUGAAUUCGAAAAAAGCGUAUCAAUUCUCUGGACCGAUGCGUCUUCCGGCAUUCGCAGCUCAUUCAUGGGUCAAGCCAUGGAGCAAUCCUACAACACAUGCAUUAGUGACGGGGGGAGAGGAAGCGACAAGAGGCGUAAAGCCACUAUACGCAGCGGGUUUGGCAACGACCAGCUUUUCCCAACCAUCCAGCGCAAAUUUCGCAACGGGUUCUCCAAGCUCAGCCGCGACCUGGACGCCAAGAUCCAAGAAGCCGUCACGACACAUCUCGCCGUCGUUCAACGGGAUGUGGAUACCUUGAGGAACGAGAAUGUGGUCCUGGAGAGCGAGAGCGAUCCCAAGUUCCGAACGCUGCUGGAAACCGAGGUGCGCAAAAUCAGAGUGCAACUGAACGACGCGAUUGCGGUCUAUUCUCGUCUCGCACCGCCCGCCUCCUGA
This is a messenger RNA of Cladophialophora bantiana CBS 173.52, 3141 nucleotides long. RefSeq lists its product as uncharacterized. The transcript has 13 exons. Lineage: Eukaryota; Fungi; Ascomycota; Eurotiomycetes; Chaetothyriales; Herpotrichiellaceae. The coding region runs from base 1 to 3141 and encodes 1046 amino acids. The record is from RefSeq and is a predicted model, not a curated record.